CAGAGUGCUGGAGUAACUCAGCGGGUCAGGCAGCAUCUGUGGAGAACAUGGAUAGGUGACGUUUCACAGAGUACUGGAGUAACUCAGCGGGUCAGGCAGCAUCUGUGGUGAACAUGGAUAGGUGACGUUUCACAGAGUGCUGGAGUAACUCAGCGGGUCAGGCAGCAUCUGUGUGGAGAACAUGGAUAGGUGACGUUUCACAGAGUGCUGGAGUAACUCAGUGGGUCAGGCAGCAUCUAUGGAGAACAUGGAUAGGUGACGUUUGGGGUUGAGACCCUUAUUUAGACCCAAUCCAUGUUCUCUACAGAUGUCUCCAGACCCGCUAAGUUAUUCCAGCACUCUGUGUCUUUUUCUGCCAGCUGGCAUCUGCAGUUGUUUGUUUCUCCACUGUGAUGAAAAGCUUUGUGUCAGUCGGGCAGGGCUGGGGUUAAAGUUGUUGUUCCUAGCGUUAGCUUUUCCUGGGUCAAAUGUUCGAGCUGUUGUUGACUUGCUCCCGUGCUUGUGAAGGCCCCUGGACAUCCGCACUCUGGGCCGACACCUCCUGUCAGUUUACCCUGGUCAGAAGGUGACAUUGCUGCCCGCGGUGGCCGCGGGGUCCAUGGUCCAGCCGAGACUCCACACCAUCAGCUGUGUCUCUCCACGAGGCACCUCCUCGGACGGGCAGUUGCUGUGUCCACUCUCAGGGAGAGGACGUGAGGUGAUGUGUCGGUGACUCUGGUGUGUUGAAAGCCGCCGGUCUCUCCAGCCCAACCAGGACGUGCCAGGAGCUGCGGUCCAGUCGAUGCCAUGGCCUUUGCGGUCAUCCUGGAGGCAGUGGGAGGCACGGGGAAGUUCCAGGCGGUCCUUGUCCUCCUUCUGUCCUUCCCGAUUCUCUUCAUGGCCAGCCACAACCUGCUGCAGAACUUUGUUGCAGCCGUCCCUGACCACCGAUGCCGUCUGGGUCUGGGUCUGGGCCACAAACUCAACGUGACAUGGGAGCCUCUGGCCGGGGAUCUUGUGACCCUCUUUGUGCCCGUAGACCAGCAGGGGCGAGCGGACAAGUGCCGUCUCUACACCGAACCGCAGUGGCACCUCCUGUGGCCCAACGGUACGCGGGGUAACGGGAGCGGGGCGGAGACACAGCCGUGUACAGAUGGGUGGGAGUACGACCGCUCCCAGUUCAGUAACACCAUCGUGACCGAGUGGGACCUGGUUUGUGAGCGGCACGCUCUGAGACACCUGGUGCAGUCUCUCUACAUGGCCGGGGUUCUGACCGGCUCAGUCGUGUUCGGGAGGCUCUCCGACAGGUAUGGCCGGCGCACCUUGCUGCUCUGGUCCCACUUCCAGCUGGCCGUGUCGGGCACCUGUGGAGCGUUCUCCACCUCCUUCCCACUCUUCUGCUUCUGGAGGUUCCUGUCCGGCAUGGCGCUGCCGGGGAUCACUCUCAACACCCUGUGCUUGUGUCUGGAGUGGAUCUCCACCAAAAUCCGUAUGCCAGUCAUCACCUUCUGCAGCUACACGUACACAGCUGGCCAGCUGUUGCUGCCCGGAGUAGCCUACCUGAUCCGUGACUAUCGCUGGCUACAACUGGCCAUCACUCUCCCGUCGUUCCUCUGCUUCCUGUACUCCUGGUGGUUUCCUGAAUCGGCCCGCUGGCUGGUGAUGAUGAACAAACCUGAGGAGGCCCUGAAACAUCUCAAACGAGUGGCCAAUCUCAAUGGCCGUGGCCAGCAGGGUGAGGAGGUGACCGUCGCUAUGGUGGAGUGCAACAUGCAGGCGGAGCUGAGGAGCAGCAAGGAGAGCUUUGGUGUGUUGGAUCUGUUCAAGACGCCCGUCCUACGGAGAACAACCUUCUGCUCCGCACUGGUCUGGUUCUCCACCAGCUUCUGCUAUUAUGGCCUGGCCAUUGACCUGCAGGGCUUUGGGGUGGACGCAUACCUGAUCCAGCUGAUAUUCGGGGCGGUGGAUAUCCCGGCCAAGCUGGUUGGCUUCUGUACUAUGAACUACAUCGGGCGCAGGUUCUCCCAGGCCUCCUCCCUGGGCAUGGCCGGAGUGAUCAUCCUCAUCAACAUCUUCAUCCCUCAAGAGCUGCGGGCCUUGCGUACCGGCUUUGCCGCCUUUGGGAAGGGCUGCCUGGCUGCAUCCUUCGCCUGUUGCUUCCUCCAUGCCGGCGAACUCUACCCCACCGUCAUCAGGCAGACCGGGGUGGGUCUGGUCAACACCAUUGCUCGGGUCGGGGCCAUAGUGGCCCCACUGGUCAGGCUGGCCGCUGACCAGCUGCCCUUCCUCCCAAUGGCCAUCUACGGAGCGAUGGCCCUCAUCGCCGGUGCUUCCGCCUGCUGGCUUCCAGAGACCCUCAACAGACCCCUCCCUGACACCGUCGAGGAGGUGGAGAACAGAGGAAGGGAAGAGAAGAGGGAGUUGGCUGAACCACAGAUCCCAAUGAUGGAGCAGAGCGUCUGAACCUCCACCAUCUUCACCCACCGGCAGUACAGACUUGAUGGGCCAAAUGGCCUUUUCCUGCUAUUGUUUCUCGUGAACUUUUCCAGUUUGACCCAAGUGUUUUUAUGAUGUUGGAUGAUUAGUUUAACUUAGUUGAGUUGAGUUUAGUUUAGAGAUACAGCGCGGAAACAGGCCCUUCGGCCCACCGAGUCCGUGCCUACCCAGGUCUGUGGCCCUGUGAGGCAGCAGCUCUACCCGCUGCACCUCCGCGCCACCCUUAUCUUAUAAAGUCACAGUCACCCAGCACGGAAACAGGCCCUUCGACCCAACUUGCCCAUACUGACCAACAUGCCCCAUCAUCAUUAGUCCCACCUAGAAACAUAGAACAUAGAAAUUAGGUGCAGGAGUAGGCCAUUCGGCCCUUCGAGCCUGCACCGCCAUUCAAUAUGAUCAUGGCUGAUCAUCUAACUCAGUAUCCCGUACCUGCCUUCUCUCCAUACCCCCUGAUCCCCUUAGCCACAAGGGCCACAUCUAACUCCCUCUUAAAUAUAGCCAAUGAACUGGCCUCAACUACCCUCUGUGGCAGAGAGUUCCAGAGAUUCACCACUCUCUGCGUGAAAAAAGUUCUUCUCAUCUCGGUUUUAAAGGAUUUCCCCUUUAUCCUUAAGCUGUGACCCCUUGUCCUGGACUUCCCUAACAUCGGGAACAAUCUUCCUGCAUCUAGCCUGUCCAACCCCUUAAGAAUUUUAUAAGUUUCUAUAAGAUCCCCUCUCAAUCUUCUAAAUUCUAGAGUGUAUAAACCAAGUCUAUCCAGUCUUUCUUCAUAAGACAGUCCUGACAUCCCAGGAAUCAGUCUGGUGAACCGUCUCUGCACUCCCUCUAUGGCAACAAUGUCCUUCCUCAGAUUUGGAGACCAAAACUGUACGCAAUACUCCAGGUGUGGUCUCACCAAGACCCUGUACAACUGCAGUAGAACCUCCCUGCUCCUAGACUCAAACAUACCUCCCCCAGCCCCGCAUGAUCUUGUACACCUCAAUAAGGUCACCCAGAGCUCUGCCUCCAGUGCUCCAAAUGAAAAAGUCCCAGCCUAUCCAACCCCUGUGUCUGUAACUAUUGCAAAACUCUUCCACUCCCUCCCCCCCUCCCGUUCCCACACGGACCUUCUGCCCUGGCCCUCCUCCAGUGUCAAAGUGAGGCCCAACAAAAAUUGGAGGAACAGCGCCUCAUAUUACCCUUGGGUAGCUUACACUCUAGCGGUAUGAACAUUGACUUCUCCAACUUCAAAUAGCCCUUGCUUUCCCCCUCUCUCCAUCCCUCCCCCUUCCCAGUUCUCCCACCAGUCUGACUGUUAUCCUGAUUAAAAUGUUACCUCGUUGUCAACUUCAUCAAGCUAACAAUGAUCUAUUGUAUUUAAGAUUACACAGAAAAGCUGGAGAAACUCAGCGGGUGCAGCAGCAUCUAUGGAGCGAAGGAAAUAGGCAACGUUUCGGGCCGAAACCCUUCUUCAAAUCUAUUGUACAUUUCCCUUGUCUUAAAACAUAGAAACAUAGAAAUUAGGUGCAGGAGUAGGCCAUUCGCCCCUUCGAGCCUGCACCGCCAUUCAAUAUGAUCAUGGCUGAUCAUCCAACUCAGUAUCCCGUACCUGCCUUCUCUCCAUACCCCCUGAUCCCCUUAGCCACAAGGGCCACAUCUAACUCCCUCUUAAAUAUAGCCAAUGAACUGUGCCCUCAACUACCCUCUGUGGCAGAGAGUUCCAGAGAUUCGCCACUCUCUGCGUGAAAAAAGUUCUUCUCAUCUCGGUUUUAAAGGAUUUCCCCUUUAUCCUGAAGCUGUGACCCCUUGU
Molecule: messenger RNA, 4264 nt
Organism: Leucoraja erinaceus (little skate)
Lineage: Eukaryota; Metazoa; Chordata; Chondrichthyes; Rajiformes; Rajidae
Product: solute carrier family 22 member 6-A-like
Exons: 11
Coding region: 787-2442 (551 amino acids)
Biological process (GO): transmembrane transport
Cellular component (GO): membrane
Molecular function (GO): transmembrane transporter activity
Source: RefSeq, a predicted model, not a curated record